Drosophila willistoni is the source of this 2529-nucleotide messenger RNA. It is a transcript of the gene Pax, whose product is annotated as paxillin. Gene Ontology annotation, biological process: muscle structure development; actin cytoskeleton organization; positive regulation of integrin-mediated signaling pathway. NCBI's taxonomy places the organism in Eukaryota, Metazoa, Arthropoda, Insecta, Diptera, Drosophilidae. The coding region runs from base 384 to 2135 and encodes 583 amino acids. Gene Ontology annotation, molecular function: actin binding; muscle alpha-actinin binding. The record is from RefSeq and is a predicted model, not a curated record. Gene Ontology annotation, cellular component: cytoplasm; Z disc; focal adhesion. The transcript is spliced from 8 exons.
AAAUUGUUUACGGUCGUCGGCUUUAAAAUUAAAGUGAAACAUUCCGAUAUAAAACUCGUCUCCAACUUGAUACUCACUUGGACUUCGACUACUUAACCCUACCCCCGGUUUACCCCCUCUACACUGUCUACGUUUGUCUGCAAAUAAAAUUUAAUUAAAUUAAAUACAAAUUUUCGCAGCAACUCGCGGCGCAACAACGGCGGUGGGCGAAGAAAAACUGUUUGCGUGGAAUUAAAAUUUUCGCCUCUUGGCAUACCCCAUAAAAAGAAAAAUUAAUACAUAUUUGUGCGUGUGUGUUUUGAGUUCCUGCUUAUUGGGGAAAAAGUCAUCUGUGCCACACAUCCAAUUGGAGUUUGUAUUGUGAAUAGUGAAAUUCUUAUCAAAUGGAUGAUUUAGAUGCUCUCUUAGCUGAUUUGCAGAAUAGUGUGCCGGGUCAACAGCAGCCGCAAUAUGGCACAGUUCAGCCCAAGCUAAUUCAUCCGCAACAACAACAACAACAGCAGCAGCAACAACAACAGUUUGUGGAUAAUACACCUGGCUAUGGAAGUCUGCGGGGCAAAGCCCAACCUCAGGUGUAUCAAGAACAUUAUAGCGUAGAGACACGAUCACCCACAGCUGGCGAAUUUAAUGGCUCAUCUAAUGGGUAUCAGAAUCAGAACCAUCAGGGUUCACUACCACGCAAAGUUGUUGGCUUCAACAAUGGUCAAUCAACGCAGCAAAAUGCCUCUGGUUUGUCCGAAUUGGAUUCAUUGUUGCAAGAUUUGCAGAAUGCUCGUUACAACAAUGGAGCCGAAAAGAAGGAUAUCGAGGUUCCUGCCAACUAUAGCAAUCCAGUCUCGAAAUAUAAUACAAUCAAUAGCUAUGCCACUGUCGAGGAACGUCCCACCAUGGAUAGUCUUCUGAGCGAAUUGGAUAAUGCCCACAUCUAUGCCAUACCCAAUGGAUCUGCUCAUAAAUCACCCACACCUGGACGUCAUGUCACCAUCACGGUGCGUGAGACAAAGACGGAAAAGCUAACAGGGCCCGAUGGUCCAGUUGGAACCGUUGAGGAACAGAUUGUACAGCAGAAAGAUUCAUAUACACCGAAUCAUGCAGUUCCCUCAGUUAAUCAACAACAUCAGGGAUAUAGUACAUCGCAGGCCACAAAAGAAUUGGAUGAUCUAAUGGCCUCAUUGUCGGACUUUAAGGUUACCAACGGAAGUAGCAACGGUACUCAGUAUCCAAGUCAACAUUCUGCCACUAUACACCAUCAGACCGUAACUGAUUACGCUCAUCCCAAUAAAGGAACACAACAGGCUCAUCUAACGCAAACUAUCGAAGAGACGACCAUCGUCGAAGAGGAUAAUCGCGAGGAUCAAUUGGAUUCUAUGCUAGGCAAUUUACAGGCCAAUAUGAGUCGUCAAGGUGUUAAUACUGUGCAAAAGGGCUGCUGCAAUGCAUGCGAGAAACCAAUUGUUGGCCAAGUGAUCACCGCAUUGGGCAAGACCUGGCAUCCGGAGCAUUUCACCUGCAAUCAUUGCCAGCAGGAAUUGGGUACACGCAAUUUCUUUGAACGCGAUGGUUUCCCCUAUUGCGAGCCGGACUAUCACAAUCUGUUCAGUCCACGUUGUGCAUACUGUAAUGGUGCCAUAUUGGAUAAGUGUGUGACGGCAUUGGAAAAGACCUGGCAUACGGAGCAUUUCUUCUGUGCCCAGUGUGGCCAGCAAUUCGGCGAGGAGGGCUUCCAUGAGCGUGAUGGUAAACCAUAUUGCCGCAAUGAUUACUUUGAGAUGUUUGCCCCGAAAUGCAAUGGCUGCAAUCGUGCCAUAAUGGAGAAUUAUAUUUCGGCCCUGAAUUCGCAAUGGCAUCCCGAUUGCUUUGUGUGCCGGGAUUGCCGACAACCUUUCCAGGGUGGCUCAUUUUUCGAUCAUGAGGGUCUGCCAUAUUGUGAGACACAUUAUCAUGCCAAACGUGGUUCAUUAUGUGCCGGCUGCUCGAAACCCAUCACUGGACGCUGUAUUACGGCCAUGUUUAAGAAAUUCCAUCCGGAACAUUUUGUCUGUGCCUUUUGCCUGAAGCAAUUGAACAAGGGUACAUUCAAGGAGCAAAAGGAUAAGCCAUAUUGUCAUGCUUGCUUUGACAAGAUAUUUGGUUAAAUGAUCGAAAUGAAAGAAAAGCAACAACAAAAAGAAAAAAAACUAUAGUUAUGAUACACACUGUUUUUAUACGAUUUACGAAUGUUUUACCGAUUAUAUUACAUAUACUUACCUACAAUAUAUAUAACUACAUAUAUAUAUAUAUAUAUAUAUACAUACAGAAAAAUAAUGGAUCUGUGCUUUUAUAUAACCGAGUCAAAUUAGUAAUUUAAUUAAACCCAAUCACAUGCAAUGCAAAACAAAAAGCCAAAAUAAUAAAUCGCGAAACGUAAGCAAUUAGUAGACAACUAAUCCUAAUCCAAUUAUAAUGGUCACUUGAUAUUUUUACCCCGUUUAAUAUAUACAAAAAGACCAUACAAAAUCAAUGAAUUCAAUAAAUAAAUCGGACAAAUAA